Messenger RNA from Calliphora vicina (urban bluebottle blowfly), 360 nucleotides. RefSeq names its product S-phase kinase-associated protein 1-like. Gene Ontology annotation, biological process: SCF-dependent proteasomal ubiquitin-dependent protein catabolic process. The record is from RefSeq and is a predicted model, not a curated record. The transcript has a single exon. Lineage: Eukaryota; Metazoa; Arthropoda; Insecta; Diptera; Calliphoridae. Gene Ontology annotation, cellular component: cytoplasm; nucleus. Gene Ontology annotation, molecular function: cullin family protein binding. Bases 1 to 360 code for a protein of 119 amino acids.
AUGCCCAACAUCAAGCUGCAAUCAUCGGAUGAAGAGGUUUUUGACACUGACGUACAAAUUGCCAAAUGUUCGGGCGUCAUCAAGACCAUGUUGGAUUGUGGCAUUAAAGGUGUCGUAGUGCCCUUGCCCAAUGUUAAUUCAGCUAUAUUACGUAAAGUUUUAAAUUGGGCCAACUACACAGACGACCCUCCACUCCCAGUGGACGACGGAAACAAAGAAAAACACACCGAUAAUAUUUCAUCAUGGGAUGCCGAUUUUCUAAAGGUUGUCCAGGCUAUGUUAUUUGAAUUACUUUUAGCUGCAAACUAUUUGGAUAUCAAAGGUCUUGUGGACGUUACCUGUAAACUUUGGCAAAUAUGA